Messenger RNA from Lactuca sativa (garden lettuce), 3305 nucleotides. The record is from RefSeq and is a predicted model, not a curated record. Lineage: Eukaryota; Viridiplantae; Streptophyta; Magnoliopsida; Asterales; Asteraceae.
CGUAUAAGAAACACCCAACUGGUAGAGCUCACUUCACAGUCGAUUGUAUCAAUUAGGGACUAGGGUUUAAAAGGGCUAGCUUUUUUUAUGGGGUUUUGUUUUUCUGGAUAUCUUUUUUGAAAUAAUUUAUACCUUUUUUUGCGAAUCUCUACUCGAAUCUUAAUUAGUUGACGAUGGCUCGAUUGAUUAUUCCCUGCAAAGGUUCGAGCUUGCCGAGGACUUGUCUCUUGGGUUUGAUUUCGUCUGCACAUCUUCAACCUACAUGUCGUAUCCCAUCAGUAAAAUACUCCAACACCAUCUCUAAAUACAGGCUUUAUCAUAAUUCACAGCAAAUUAUACGCAAAAGUUGCCGAUUUCCAUACCUUUAUUCACCGAGAACUAAUCAAACGAGUAGGAGACUCGUUUGUUCUGUGGCAACCGAAUCCGUGUCAAAAUCAUUUGAAGAAUCGAAAAUGGAGGGUCCUAAAGAGAUUUUCCUAAAAGAUUACAAAUUACCAGAUUACUACUUUGAUACGGUGGAUCUAAAGUUUACGUUGGGUGAAGAAAAGACAAUCGUGUUUGCAAAAAUCAAUGUUGUCCCUAGAGUCAAUGGUGUCACUCCUCCAUUGGCUUUGGAUGGGAUUGAUCUCAAGCUGAUUUCGGUCAAGAUUAAUGGAAAUGAAUUAAAGGAGGGAGAUUAUGAUGUAGAUGCUCGGCAUCUAAUUCUCAAAGCACCUCCAAGUGGGAGUUUUACCUUGGAAACUGUUACUGAAAUUUCACCACAACAUAACACAUCAUUAGAGGGUCUUUACAAGUCGUCUGGUAAUUUCUGCACACAAUGUGAAGCCGAAGGUUUCAGAAAGAUAACUUAUUUUCAGGAUCGCCCUGAUAUUAUGGCAAAAUAUACUGUUCGUAUUGAGGCUGACAAGUCACUUUACCCUGUGUUAUUGUCCAAUGGAAACCUCAUUGAUCAAGGAGAUUUAGAGGGUGGGAAGCAUUUUGCUGUUUGGGAGGACCCGUUCAAGAAACCUUGUUAUCUUUUUGCAUUGGUUGCAGGAGAAUUAGAGAGCAGAGAUGACACUUUCAUAACAUGUUCGGGUCGAAAAGUUGAUUUAAGAAUAUGGACCCCACCACAAGAUCUCCCCAAAACCAAACAUGCCAUGUAUUCUCUUAAAGCAGCCAUGAAAUGGGAUGAAGAUGUUUUUGGUCUAGAGUAUGAUCUUGAUCUCUUCAACAUCGUUGCUGUUCCCGAUUUCAACAUGGGAGCCAUGGAAAACAAGAGCUUGAAUAUUUUCAAUUCUAAGCUUGUUUUGGCAUCACCUGAGACUGCAUCAGAUGCAGAUUAUGCUGCAAUUUUGGGUGUUAUUGGUCACGAGUAUUUCCAUAACUGGACUGGCAACAGAGUGACAUGUCGUGACUGGUUCCAAUUGAGUUUGAAGGAAGGUCUUACUGUUUUUCGUGAUCAAGAAUUUUCAUCUGAUUUAGGCAGUCGAACAGUUAAGAGAAUUGGUGAUGUUUCAAAGCUCCGUAUAUAUCAAUUUUCACAGGAUGCGGGACCCAUGGCUCACCCUGUUAGGCCUCACUCUUACAUUAAGAUGGACAAUUUCUAUACAGUAACGGUGUACGAAAAGGGUGCUGAAGUUGUCCGUAUGUACAAAACUUUAUUGGGAAGUGAAGGGUUCCGAAAGGGAACGGAUUUGUACUUUAAAAGGCAUGAUGGACAAGCAGUAACUUGUGAAGAUUUCUUUGCUGCUAUGAGAGAUGCUAACAAUGUCGAUUUUGCUAAUUUCUUAUUAUGGUAUUCACAAGCUGGUACCCCUAUUGUGAAAGUUACAUCUUCUUACAAUGCUGAAGCUCGAACCUUUUCUUUGAAGUUUAGUCAAACAGUGCCACCUACGCCAGGUCAGCCUACAAAAGAGCCAAUGUUCAUUCCUGUAGCUAUGGGGCUUCUUGAUUCAAGUGGAAAAGACAUGCCAUUAUCAUCUUUCUAUCAAGAUGGGAAGUUAGUGUCCAUCACAUCUGGUGCUCAGCCUGUCUACACUACUGUUCUCAGGGUUACAAAGGCUGAAGAAGAAUUUGUAUUCCAUGAUUUGGAUGAAAAACCGAUUCCAUCACUGUUAAGGGGUUAUAGCGCUCCUAUUCGCCUACACUCUGAUCUCACAGAAAACGAUUUGUUUUUCCUUCUUGCUCAUGAUUCAGAUGGAUUUAAUCGUUGGGAAGCUGGACAAAUAUUGGCAAGGAAACUGAUGCUCAACCAAGUUGUUAACUUUCAAAAAGAUGAGAAAUUGGUUCUUGAUCCACAAUUUGUGCAUGGUAUCAAAUGUAUUCUUUUAGAUUCGAGUCUAGACAAGGAAUUUAUUGCAAAAGCAAUAACUCUCCCUGGUGAAGGUGAGAUUAUGGACAUGAUGGAAGUUGCAGACCCUGAUGCUGUUCAUGCUGUUCGAUCUUUUAUCAGAAAGCAGCUUGCUUUGGAGUUGAAACAAGAAUUCAUAAACAAGGUGAAAGAAAAUAGGAGCUCAGAGAGCUAUGAGUUUGACCAUGUUAAUAUGGCAAGACGUGCUCUUAAGAACACUGCUCUUGGGUAUCUUGCAUCUCUUGAAGAUGAAGAAAUCAGUGAGCUUGUGUUGAAUGAAUACAAAAGUGCAACAAAUAUGACAGAUCAAUUCUCAGCUCUUGCAGCCAUUGCUCAAAAACCGGGUAAUGCGCGUGAAGAAGCUUUGGCUGACUUUUAUGAAAAAUGGCAGCAUGAUUACCUGGUGGUUAACAAGUGGUUUUCACUUCAAUCUGCAUCGGAUAUUCCUGGGAAUGUUGAGAAUGUUAAGAAACUUUUGAAUCAUCCUGCAUUUGACCUAAGGAAUCCCAACAAGGUUUAUUCACUGAUUGGAGGAUUUUGUGCAUCGCCUGUUAACUUCCAUGCUAAAGAUGGUUCAGGCUACAAAUUCUUGGGAGACCUUGUGGUGCAGCUUGACAAACUGAACCCACAGGUGGCGUCUAGGAUGGUUUCAGCCUUUUCCAGAUGGAAGCGAUAUGAUGAUACCCGCCAAAACCUUGCCAAGGCACAGCUGGAGAUGAUUGUGUGUUGUAACGGGCUCUCAGAGAACGUAUUUGAAAUCGCCUCAAAGAGUUUGGCUGUUUAGAAUCUUUCUUUUUAUGAAAGAAUCAAAGUGGUGAUCAUAUAAAACUUGAAUUAGAAUAAUGAUGUUUUAGUUACUUAUGUACUGGUAAAAUCCCCUGAAAUGGUAAGAACAUGAAUAAUUUUACAACUUUUUCCUUUGAGUUUGUUGAAGAUCUUCAGGUGAAAAAGAAAUGCUAUUUUUCUUGGUCUA